UUCUUAAGACCAACUUUAAGGGUAACAUACAGGUUUCUUGCAUCCCAUUGGAAAUUUGGCGCUAGCUACAAACAGCUGAGAGUUGGUGGCCUCUGGUUUUGUAUCAUCUAUUUUCUCCCUUAUGAUUGGUAGGUUAUUGGAAGAAAGUUUCCUUCCAUAUAAUAAAGUCCAAACGUGCUGAGAACUUGGUAUUAGUUAAAGAGUUCAAUUAGUUGUGUCAAUUCAAGGUUGGUAACAACCAUUCCUCGUUGAAACGUCUACGACUAAAGCAGGAAACAUAUUCAGGUAAACAUCAAAACAUGAUUAUACAGUAAGUAAGCUUCCAACAUGAGUAAAAACAAUGAACACCAAUUUAACACGCUUUUACGGAACUAGACAUUUGACUAGUAACACAAAAUCCUCUGCAGAAUAUUUGAAAAGUCUACUGCAGCAAAACUAUUCCUUGCUACAUACGCUUGGAAUCCUCUGCAGCAUUUUCUUUUGUUAUAAAAGUCCCUCUUGAGAGAUACAUGAUUCUCAACUACAAAACCCCAAAAGGGUCUCAUUCCAGGAUCAGUUGAUGGCAGAAGAUUCAACCUCCAACGAAGCAGCUGCCUCAUGCAGCAAAGGGAGGCAAAUUAUGAGGACCGAUGAAGCUGCUGCCGUGAAGCGUGGACGCUUCAGCAGCUGCUUCUCCUUCAUGGAAAUCUCAAUUGAUCCUGAAAUGAGAUCGUUGAAACAUCUCGAUUCUAAGAAGUUCAAGGAAGAAAUCAAGAGAUGGGCUAAAAGUGUUGCCUCUUAUGCCCGUCAAGUCAGUGAUCAUUUUGGUAGCUCUCGUCGUUGAUUCAGCAGUGAGAUAUCAACAAGAAGAUCAACAUCUCUUGUAGCAAAUUGCCAGAGUACUGUUUGAGAGAACUUACAAAAUAAAAGUGCAUACAAUCACAAGGGGAUGCACAACCAUGGAAAAAGAAAACAGAAAACAGUCGUGAUAUUAAUGCAAAAUAAGAGAACAAUACUGCAGAACAACAAAGAGCGGACUGCUAAAGGAUGCUCAAAUACAACUAUGAACUCAAAUCCAUUUCACUGUAACAUAAUUUGCCAAUACGAACAUGAAGUCAAUAAUGUAGUGCAGCAUCAUUUUUCAAAUUUUACUUUCUUCUUUCUGACGUGUGUGUUCUCCAGACAUGAUAUGGGAAGUUGUUUCGUUUUUAUUUCUUCAGUUGUCUUUUUUGUUUUUUCAUUUUUUGUGUCUAAUCAAUCCUUUAAUGAUGAUAAGAAAAAUACAUUCUGUUUAGCAGUGAUGGACUGAUUAUGUCUUUGUAGUAUGUGGUUGGCGCGGAGGUAA
This is a messenger RNA of Capsicum annuum, 1324 nucleotides long. RefSeq lists its product as uncharacterized. The transcript has a single exon. The record is from RefSeq and is a predicted model, not a curated record. Bases 560 to 823 code for a protein of 87 amino acids. Lineage: Eukaryota; Viridiplantae; Streptophyta; Magnoliopsida; Solanales; Solanaceae.